This is a messenger RNA of Paraglomus brasilianum, 1935 nucleotides long. The record is from the annotation of a GenBank genome assembly. NCBI's taxonomy places the organism in Eukaryota, Fungi, Glomeromycota, Glomeromycetes, Paraglomerales, Paraglomeraceae.
AUGCCCAAACGAACAAAUAAUUCUGCUGGCCCGACAAGAAAGUCCGCUCGUCUUGAGCGAAGACGACACGAGAAACACCUCCAUGCCUGUCCAUGCUUGCAAAAGGGUAUAGUCAGCCUUACUCCGAACGCGGAAAAUAAAUUUCCACCAAGCCGUUGCAGGUCAGGACUGGAUUUGCAGAAAGAAAUUGCAGAAAUUCGGGCAUACCCUAUCGUAUUACUGGACAAUAAACGUAAAUACCUAGAACGCUUUAACAUUCGCCGUGUGAACAUUCGGCAUAGGGAGCUAUCCGUCUUGGCUCCCGAACAAUCAAACACGAUAGUAAUUAAAUCGAAAAACCCCCACGAUUCGGCUGGCGGAUCAUCCAAGUCGUCUGCAGAGGAGAUUUAUUUUCCGCCUCCAAUAACACCUGAAUACGAAUCGCCGCGAGGACCAUGUGAUAUGGACAUUGAUAGCAGUCCCAGUGUGACUACGAGCGAUGCGAGAAAUGGAGAAGAGACGUGUGCUACGAUUAUGUCUUCCGACAGUGAUACUGACAGUCUGGGUACAGUACACAAGAAAACUGCUUCGACAAUCCAUUAUGCCGUCAAACAACAACAAGGAUGGCAGACAGAAGGAUUGAGAAGUAAACAUACAAACAAGACUACUCAUCCGGUGAUCGAAGAUGCAUUUUUUAUUCCUCGGCAUCCUAAUUCUGAUGUACAUAUACCAACCAAUACACGUUACACAAUCUUCGCUCUUGCUGACGGCCAUGGCGGUGCCCAGGCAGCCAAGUAUUUCUGUCGUCACGUACCUCGCAAAAUACGCGAAAUAGUGAAUUCCAAAGACAAGUGGGAUUUCAGAGAUUCUAAUGAUCAAAGGAUAUUCAGAGAGAAGAUAAAAGCCGUUCACAAGGCUUUGGAUCAGAGGUUUCUUAAUCUACAGAAACGGAAGUUUGUUGACUGGCAGCGCAGGGGAUGUCCUGAACCCAUUCCAGAAGAUCAAGGCUCAACGUUGAAUCUCGUGAUAUUGUAUAACGGCGUGGCUGUCAUUUCUAAUCUCGGUGAUUCGAAGACUGUUCUAUGCAAAACCACCGUUCAACAACGACGUAGUAAAAUAAAGUUACGACUAAAUUUGACUUUUCAAACCGUUGAUCAUUCUCCUGGUCAUCCUGAUAAGGCCUAUCAUAUACAUAAUAAUGGAGGAGUAUUUCGUCGUGUUGAAGAUGAGAAGAUAAUUAAACCAAAGAUUCAACCACCACCAACGCCAUCAUCUUUUUCUUCCGGAUGUAUGCAGACAUCUUAUAGUAAAUUCUAUUCUAGUCUAUUAAAGGCACGUGUAUGUAGACCAGAAGGAUUCAAAAAUUGCUACGGACUAGUAAAUAACGCUUCGGUUAAUAUUGGCGAUGCCAUGGGUGAUUUAUACUUUAAGCUCGAUCCGCCAUUGUUUCAAUGUGAACCGGAUGUCGAUUUUGUAGAAUUAGAGACGGGCGUCGAGUAUGUGGGUAUUCUUGCCCCCGAUGGAUUAUGGGAUCAUAUGACUGUGAGAAUGCCAGAGUUUGUAAGGAAAACAGCAAAGUACUUGGAAGAGAGGAGGAUGUGUGAUGAAUUUGAGUACUCGAGAAAAGCAAUGAGAAAUAAAUGCACUGGUCAUAAUAAAAAGGGCAAAAAUAAUGAUAACAUGGUAGUUGAUGAUCAGGACACGGAUGAGAGUAGUAACGACAGCAUUUCAGUUUGUCAGAGGAAUAAAACAAAGACAAUUGCCAACGGUACUACGUCAGAUACUCAGUCGACUACUGUAACAUCAUCAAGAAUUCUGUCGACAACCAGUAUCAAGGAACUUGCCAAGGUGCUAUGUGAUAGGGAAGGAGAUGCAUUAGGCAUAUUCGAAAGAGAUCAAGGGCGCUAUGAUGAUUGUACUAUAGUUGCAUUUACCGUCAAGUUUGAAGAAGAUUGA